AUGCCGGCCUUCCUCCCGCCCCUCUUCUCCCGCCGGCCGGCACUCCAGCCGGCCGCAUCUGCACCAAUCGCUGCUCCGGGAACCUCCUUUCGCGUCUUCCAGCCAAUCACGUUCAGCCGACGUGGCAGCGCUCCCGCAGCGCCAGCGCCCGCGGCCGGUACGCUGCCACGUGGUCCGGGGGCUGCCCACGUGGCACGAGUCGCGCUGCUGGUCGCCGUCGCUGCUGCGCUCAUCGCGUGCGACGUGUGGGGGCUGCACCCGUGGCACAGGAACGUCGCACAGGUCGCACAGGCGGGUCGGGAUGGGCAGGCGGAGUCGCAGCGGAGGCCUAGAGGGGCGGGAGAGGGCGGAGAAACCGGCGGAGAUGGCGGUGCAAGCGACUCGGGGGGUGGUGAAGGCAUUACCGGCAGUAAUGGUCGUGAUACUACCAGCGGUGGCAGUACCGAUGGUGAUAAUAACUGGGGCAGCAGCGGUGCAGUGGAGUACAGAGGGGCGCCGUGGAAGGCUGACGUGGGGCGGUGGCUGCUGGUGUGUGGCGACCAGCUGUCGCCUGUGACUGUAGGCGAGGUGCUCUUCUCGCGGGCGUGUCCCGGCAACUGCAGUGGCAACGGCGUGUGUAACCACGAGCUGGGGGAGUGCAGAUGCCGACACGGAUUCUCAGGCCCUGACUGCUCGCAGUUGCACCUGCACCAGUGCAACCUGCCCGCAUCACCCGAGUGGCCCGUGGGUACCUGGGUGGCGUCCAUCUGCCCGGCCCACUGCGACACCACCACCGCCCUCUGCUUCUGUGGGAAUGGGACUAGGUUCCCCCACCGCCCCAUCACCCACCCCUGUGGGUUCGUGUACCGGAGCCACGAAUUUGUCUACAGUGAGGUGGACACGGACCUUCUCUUUCACGCUCACACCAGCUACUGCAACGCCAGCUCUGUGACUGUCUGUGCCUCUCACCCACCACACCACCCCGCCCCAUCCCCCCAGGAACCACGACUUUGUGUACAGCGAGGUGGACACGGGUCUGCUCUUUCAAGCCCACACCAGCUACUGCAACGCCAGCUCUGUGACUGUCUGUGCCUUUCACCCACCACCCCGCCCCCUUCCCCCAGGAACCACGACUUCGUCUAUAGCGAGGUGGACACAGACUUGCUCUUCCACGCCCACACCGGCUACUGCAACGCGGAUCCCCGAGUGGGCUUUCAGCGCGACUACACGGGGUGUGGCAUGUGCGACGUGGACGGGUACUUGGGGCCCUUCUGUGACGUGCGCGUGGAGUCAUACUGUGUCAACCAGUGCUCUCGGCACGGCACGUGCCACAGAGGAUACUGUGAGUGUUCUGACGGUUUCUUUGGCAUCGACUGCAGCGUGCCGUCCGCUUUCACUCCUCCUGCGCUCUUCACGCACCCAUCUGAAUCGCUCCAGCUGGAUUCGCCGCACGCUGACGUGGCAUCGACGGCUGCCGACGCGUCAUUAGCUGGCAAAGACGGGGGAAGAGGCAGUGGAAGCAGCACUGGAGACCCAGAUGGUGUCAUUUCCAUGCCUGGCGAUGCUGCAGGCAGCACCUCUCCUGGUGAUGUGCAGCGCCGUGUGCUGCAUGGUGCAGGCGGGGAGGAGACACACCACAGACUACCGGCCCAACUUGCUGCUGCUGCUGCUGCUGAGGGUUCUUCUGCUGCUGCCGCUGCUGCUGCUGCUGGUGCUGCUGGUGCUGCUGCUGCUGGUGGUGCUGGUGGUGCUGAGGGCACCGUGCCAGGGUGGCAGAGGAGGGUGGAGAACCUGGCAGCGCAGCAGCAGGUGAAGCCAUUCGUGAGGCGGCAGUGGGAGCUGCGCCGGUGGGGCAAGGCGGCGGGCAGCAGCAGCAGCAGCAGCAGCAGCAGCAGCAAGGCGGCGGGCAGCAGCAGCAGCAGCAGGCGGUGGGUGCGGUGGCAGCGGCCGCUGAUCUACGUCUAUGACCUGCCGGGGGAGUUCACGUUUCACCACAUGGAGGCGAGGAAGAUCCGUGCAUACUGCACCACUCGGCUGUAUGGCAUGAGGAAUGAGACGCUGUACAAUUUCUUCCAGCUCUAUGGCAUGGAGGUAAGCACACGUGCGGACAUUCAUUUGAUCCGAGCAGCACACACUAGCCAGCCCCACCUUACCACCAAUGCAUCAUUCUGUGUGUUCGUGAUGGGUGGUUUCUCUUUUCCUCCUCCUCACCCCGUUUCCCUUCCCGCCCCCACCGCACCACCAAUGCAUCAGCAGCAGACUAUUUUCUCCCUUGCGCUCUUCAAGGGGUGGAGAAGCUAUACUCUCCUCCUCAUCUCGCUCUUCCCUUACCACUUCUCCUCCCCUCCCCUCCCGUCCCCUCCCACCAGUCAGGUGGCAGUCAUAGAGUCGCUGCUAGCCAGCACCCACCGCACCACCAAUGCAUCGGCAGCGGACUAUUUCUUUGUGCCCGUGAUGGGUGGGUGCAUCACCGCACGCGCUGACGACUCUCCUGCCACUUUGAUGCAGGUGCGUGGUUGUGCUACUGUUGUGAGAGGUCUAGUGUGGCAUGUACACUGGUGUUGUGUUGUGGUGUAUGUGUGGGUCUCUGCGGGGUGCCGUGGAAUUGCAUGGGAUGCCUGUGCAUCACUGCCCGGACUGAUGACCCUCACCCCACCUCUCCCACAGGGCAAGUCCAAGAACCGAACCGCCGGUCGGCGUGUUCACGAACCGUCGGGCAUACUUUGCAGCGGACCACUACCAGCGAGCCUAUCUUUGAGGUCUUUCAAACCUACGCGCACCAUUCCCCACCCCUCCCCAUCGCAGGGCAAGUUCAAGAACCGGCGGUCGUACUUUGCAGCGGACCACUACCAGCGAGCCCUGGAGCACAUCCGAUCCGCCUACCCCUUCUGGAACAGAACACAAGGCCGUGACCACAUCUGGACCUUCCCCUGGGACGAGGGAGCGUGCAGCGCCCCGGGGGACGUCUUCAAGGGCAUUAUGCUAUCGCUCUGGGCCAACACCAUGGCCACCCACAACCACUCCACCACCCACUUCCCUCGCUCACUGUUUCCCCCUGUAUCACCUCUCUCGCCUCUAUCUGUCAUCCCUGUCCUGCCUGCAGACCUUCCCCUGGGACGAGGGGGCUUGCAGCGCCCCUGGGACGAGGGGGCUUGCAGCGCCCCUGGGACGAGGGGGCUUGCAGCGCCCCUCAAGACGUGUAUAACGGCAUCAUGCUGUCGCACUGGGGCAACUUUUGAGUCGACUCAAAAGUCACCUCGGGCCUGCAGAGCCCCGAGGGACGUCUUUAACGGCAUCAUGCUGUCGCACUGGGGCAACACCAUGGCCGCCCACAACCGCUGCUUCCCAUCUCCCUUCCUCUAUCUGUCUUACCUGCAGACCUUCCCCUGGGACGAGGGUGCCUGCAACGCCCCUAAAGACGUGUUUAACGGCAUCAUGCUAUCGCACUGGGGCAACACCAUGGCCGCCCACAACCACUCCACCACCGCCUAUCUCCUCGACAGCUGGCGCGACAUCCCGCCAGCGCUGCGCGGGCGGCACCCGUGCUUCGACCCGCUAAAGGACGUGGUCAUGCCGGCCUUCAAGCCGCCCAAUGCGGAGCACCUCAGGGGGCGGCUGUGGCUCAAUCCAGUGGAGCAGCGGCAGCGGCUGUUCUUCUUUGGCGGCAACUUGGGGCUCAACUUUUCCCACGGCCGCCCCGAGGCCAAGUACUCACACAUGCACACAUGCACACAUGCACAGGCCAACUACAGCAUGGGCAUCCGGCAGCGGGUGGCGCUCUACUUUGCAUCGCAGCCCAACCUGCAUGGCCACGUGGGGUUGCUAUCCCACCCCGACGUGCUUGUGCUGCCAGGGCCCGUCACUGACUAUGCCCAGCAGCUCGCCUCAGCGCGCUUCUGCGGGGUGUUCCCAGGAGAUGGCUUCAGUGCGCGCAUGGAAGACAGUCUGCUGCACGGCUGCAUCCCCUGCAUCAUCCAGGAUGGCAUAGAGCUGCCGUUUGAGAAUUUCCUGGACUACCCAUCCUUCACAGUGCGAAUUGCAGAAGCCGACAUUCCCAACCUCGUCACCGUUCUCAACUCCAUCUCAUCCCACCAAGUGCGGGCAAUGCAGCGGGCGGCGAGCCUUGUCUGGAUGCGGUGGUUCUACCGGUCGGCAGUGCUGUUGGAGGCGGGGCGGCAGAGGGCACAGGGGAAGGAGGUGGGGGAGUGGGUGGCGGAUUUGGAGGGCAUGGAGGGGGAUGAUGCCGUUGACACACUUAUGCAGGUAAUCUCACCUCGCCUUCUGCGGGCUUCCCGGCCGUUAGGAUCCCCGUGCCGCGUCGCAAGUUCCGGCGACAGAAGCGGCGAGGAUCGCGGAGAUGCACCGAGUGACGCCAAUAGUAAUGCCGAUUCAGGAGCCGGAGGGAGCUCCCUCCGGCUGGAUGGGGUAGUGGAGGAGAUUACGGAGGAGUUUAGGACGGACGUCCGCGACGCGCAGAUUCUGCUUGCAGCGAUCCGAGCAGCCGUGAUCGGGGCAGUAGAAAAUAUUUUCGGGUCUGCCCGCGAGCAAGCAGCAGCAGUGAAGCGGCGCGGCCUGCCAAAGCUGCUGGCUGCGAAGCGGUGGCACCAAGUGGACCAAUGGAAGAACCCCCAGUCGUGGACGGUACUGCGGUGGGCUGUAGCGGCACUCUACCUCGCUGCUACAGUCGUCUUCUGCCGGGCGGCGGGCCGCACUGUAGCUGCCAGGCUGGCGAGCCGGCCUGCCUCGGUGGAGCGGUUUUUGGAGUUUGCCAUCCCAGAACCUACCCCUGAAAACGUCCGCCUCGUGCGGGAGCAGCGGUGGAGGGCGCAGGCGCCGCCAGGGCUAUCAGUGGUGAAGUGGAGGAUGGACCGAGACGGGCGGUGGGAGAAGGACCCUUCCUUUGUGGGCGAGACCGCGUGGCAGCAUGAGGGAGACCUGGACCGUUCCACAUCCACUGGGCUGCUGACACGUGGCAGUGACAAUGCUAGUGCUACGAGCGGCAGUGUCACGGCUGCUGCUUCCACCACCACCAUCACCAGCGGCAGUAGCAGCAAGGGCGGGUGGAGGGAGCGGUUGCAGCGGUGGGAGGAAGCAGUGACGGAGGGCGAUAUCAAGGACCUGUUUGAAGAGCCGUCCAGCCGGUACGAGUACGUGUACGAUUGGGAUCUGAUUCAGGCGCAGCAGGAGGAGGAGAUGGCGAGGCGGGCGCGGGGGGAGGGCGAGGCGGACAGCCCCGCCGUGUGGCUGCAGCGGCGGUGGUGGAAGUACCGACCAGGCAUGCCGUACGUGUGGCUGCUGCACAAGAUACAGACCAACGAGGUGGAUGCAGCGGUUUUCACGGCUGACAUGCGCCGGCUCUAUGUCACCAUGAAGGAAGGGUUUCCUGCUGAGUUCAAGGUGGACAUCCCAAUCGACCCCUUCCUCUACCCCUCGCUGCUGCUCAAGGGCGUCAACGUGGACAUCCCAAUAGACCCCUUCCUCUACCCCUCGCUGUUGCUCAAGGGGGUCAACGUGGACAUGCUGCCGCGCUCGCGCCUCUUCUUCCUGCGCGGGGUGGCCGCCCUGCUGCCCUCGCUGAUGCUGCUGGGCGGCAUCGGGGCGGCGCAGACCGUCUUCAAGCGGCGAGUGGACGAGAAGAUCCAUGAUUACAUCUACAUGGACCGCUCGCAGCUGCUGCUGCCCGAGGACGUGCACAGGGAGGGGCAGCGCAGUGCAUACGACGAUGUGGUGAUGGCGGAUGACAUCUGGGAGGUGCUGGAGGAGGUCAUGGCGUACAUGCGCGACCCCAUGGCCUUCCACUCGCAGGGCAUCAAGCUUCCCAGACGGCCCACCCGGCACGGGCAAGACGCUGCUGGCGCGGUCCAAUGCGCUUCAAAACCCUAUCCUUUUCUCCCCCCUCCCUCCCCACCAAACCCCCCUCCGCCUCCCUCUCAGGGCAUCUUGAUCAGCGGCCCACCGGGCACGGGCAAGACGCUGCUGGCGCGGUCCAUUGCGCGCGAGUGUGGGCUGCCGUUUGUGUUCACGUCGGGGGCGGAGUUUGUGGAUUCCACAUCGGAGAGUGGGCUGGAUAAGGUGUUCAACAUCUUCUUCACUGCGCGCGCCAAUGCGCCGGCAUUCCUGUUUGUGGACGAGAUCGACGCCCUGGCGGGCAAGAGCGUGCUCAAGGACCCCGAGAGGCGCGACGUGUACGAGGAGUUUCUGGCCGAGCUGGACGGCGAGGAGGAGCACACAGACGUGGACCGCUUUUCUCUUCGACAGUCGGUCAUUCUGAUAGCGGCCACCAACCGCCCGGACGAGUUGGACGAGGGGCUGACCAAGGCGGGGCGCAUCGACCGUGAGAUCCACGUGGGGCUGCCCAGCGAGGAGCAGCGCAUCGCCAUCUUUGGCGUUCACUCCCGCAACCGAUUGCUUGAUCCUUCUGUGGACUUCUCCAAGGUUGCCUUCCGCACGAUUGGUUUCUCAGGCGCCGAUAUCCGCAAUCUGGUGAACGAGGCGGGCAUCAUGGCGGUGAGGCGCGGGCACACAGUGAUCGAGCAGGGUGACGUCGUGGCAGCGCUGGACAAGCAGCUCUUCGAGAGCCUCGGGAUCUCCAUGACUGACGAUGAGCAGCAGAGAUUGUUUGCCAAGGUCCCAGCGGAGGUCCCAGCGGAGGUGAGGAGGGUGCUGGCAGUGCACGAGGCGGGGCACGUGGUGCUCGCACACCUCUUCCCCGCCUUCGACUGGCACGCCUUCACCCACAUCCUCCCCGGCGGCCAGGUGGGUUAUCAGGCGGCCAGGUGGGUUAUCAGGCGGCCAGGUGGGUUAUCAGGCGGCCAGGUGGGUUAUCAGGCGGCCAGGUGGGUUAUCAGGCGGCCAGGUGGGUUAUCAGGCGGCCAGGUGGGUUACCAGGCGGCCAGGUGGGUUACCAGGCGGCCAGGUGGGUUACCAGGCGGCCAGGUGGGUUACCAGGCGGCCAGGUGGGUUACCAGGCGGCCAGGUGGGUUACCAGGCGGCCAGGUGGGUUACCAGGCGGCCAGGUGGGUUACCUGGGCAGUCAGUUGGGUUGCCAAGCGGUCAGGUAGUCGCCAGGCGGAGCGGGCACUGUCAGUGUUCUACCCGCGGCAGGAGAUGCUACUCAAGGGCAGCACGAGUGUGGGGUACCUGCACAUGCAGAUGGUGGUGGCGCACGGCGGCAUGUGUGCCGAGCGCCUCGUGUUUGGCGACGACCAUGUCACGGACAACGGCCAGGACGACCUCAUGAAGCUGUCGCAGCACGAGGCCCCCUUCUUAUCCUCUCUUUUCCCCUCCAUGCACCCCACGUGCACCCCUCGUGCACCCCACGUGCACCCCCACGUGCACCCCACGUGCACCCCACGUGCACCCCACGUGCACCCCACGUGCACCCCACGUGCACCCCACGUGCACCCCCACGUGCACGCCACGUGCACCCCACGUGCACGCCACGUGCACCCCACGUGCACCCCACGUGCACCCCGUGCACCCCACGUGCACCCCACGUGCACCCACGUGCACCCCACGUGCACCCCAUGUGCCCACCACCUGCACCCCCACCUGCACCCCACGUGCACCCCAUGUGCACACCACCUGCACCCCCACCUGCACCCCACAUGCACCCCAUGUGCACACCACCUGCACCCCCACCUGCACCCCACGUGCACCCCAUGUGCACCCCACCAGAUCGCACGGGAGAUAGCUAGCAGCCAUGCGAACCCGCGGUUCGGUUUGCUGCCCAUCACGAUGCACCCCAUCAUGGAACCGCCAGGCUUCCCAGAUGAAGUCGAACUCAUCCCCUCCUCCGUACGUGCCGGGCUUAGGCAGGGGUUCAGGGCUUAG
Molecule: messenger RNA, 7812 nt
Organism: Closterium sp. NIES-65
Lineage: Eukaryota; Viridiplantae; Streptophyta; Zygnematophyceae; Desmidiales; Closteriaceae
Source: the annotation of a GenBank genome assembly